GGCCAGUGGCGGGGCUUGCAAAGCUGCGAGGACUAGCAACGCGGUAAAGGCUGCCCAAGAUGAAGUGGAAGUCGGACAGCGAGGUGCAGGCCAUCGUGCAGAACUUCAGCCGGCGGUGCGGCGCGCGCACCGAGGGCGACGACUGGAACGUCUUCUGGGGCCACCCCUGGAACGUCCAGCGCCUCUUCCACCCGGACCUGGGCACGCGCCUGCGCGACGACCAGCUCGUGAACCACUUCCCGAACCACCUCGAGCUGACGCGCAAGGACCAGAUGGUCAAGAACGUGAAGCGGUGGCUGCGCGAGCAGGGCCGCGACAAGCAGCGCGAGGUCUUCGACUUCGUGCCCGUGACGCACCUCCUGCCGGCGGACUACUCGCUCUUCGUCGAGGAGUUCCGGCGGUGCCCGCGCGCGACGUGGAUCAUGAAGCCGGCGAACGCGGCGCAGGGCCGGGGCAUCUUCCUCGUCACGAAGCUCCACCAGCUCCGGAAGUGGUCCGCGGGCCGCUGGGCCGCGACGAAGGCGAGCGAGUCCUACGUCAUCUCGCGCUACGUCGACCGGCCGCACCUCGUCGGCGGCCGGAAGUACGACCUGCGGCUCUACGUGCUCGUGACGUCGUACCGGCCGCUGCGCGUCUACAAGCACCGCGAGGGCUUCGCGCGCUUCUGCACGUCCAAGUACGACCCCUCGCCGGCGAACCUCGGGAACCCCUUCGUGCACCUGACGAACGUGGCCGUGCAGAAGCACGGCAAGGACUACAACCAGCACCACGGCGGCAAGUGGAACCUGCGGCACUGCCGGCUGCACGUCGAGGCGACGCGCGGCCGCGCGGCCGCGGCGCGGCUCUUCGCGGACAUGGACCGGCUCAUCGUCGACUCGCUGCGCGCCGUGCAGGCCCAGAUCAUCAACGACCGCCACUGCUUCGAGUGCUACGGCUACGACGUGCUCGUCGACGACGACCUGAAGCCGUGGCUCGUCGAGGUGAACGCGUCGCCCUCGCUGUCCGCGACGACGCGCGCCGACCGCGUCAUGAAGCUGGCGCUGAUCCGGGACGUGCUCGACGUCGUGCUGCGCGAGGGCACGGAGGCGCGCGACCGGCCGAUGCGCGGCGCGGGGGGCUUCGCGGUGCUCUACGACGAGGCGGGGGAGCGCUCCGCGGCCGCGGCCGCGGCGGCGAAGCCCCGGAAGCGGGGGCGGUAGGAGGGC
This is a messenger RNA of Pelagomonas calceolata, 1205 nucleotides long. NCBI's taxonomy places the organism in Eukaryota, Pelagophyceae, Pelagomonadales, Pelagomonadaceae. The record is from the annotation of a GenBank genome assembly.